Silurus meridionalis is the source of this 1264-nucleotide messenger RNA. RefSeq names its product annexin A1a (gene anxa1a). Lineage: Eukaryota; Metazoa; Chordata; Actinopteri; Siluriformes; Siluridae. Gene Ontology annotation, cellular component: plasma membrane; cytoplasm. Gene Ontology annotation, molecular function: cadherin binding involved in cell-cell adhesion; calcium-dependent phospholipid binding; phospholipase A2 inhibitor activity. Gene Ontology annotation, biological process: hepatocyte differentiation; response to peptide hormone; endocrine pancreas development. Bases 165 to 1178 code for a protein of 337 amino acids. The record is from RefSeq and is a predicted model, not a curated record. The transcript is spliced from 13 exons.
GAGGCGCUCUGCAGAUAGCCACGCCCACGCGGACACAAAAUUCCAGGCAACCAAAAAAACUCACCACGCCUACCGACGGAUAUGUAUAUAAACAUGGGUGUCGUACGAGUGCUUUCCGCGUCUCCUCCGUCUCCCAGAAUACAAAUCACGAUCCAUCAUCCAACAUGUCUUUGAUCUCCCAGUUUCUACAGCAGACUGUGUAUUUGGGUGCAUCUGAAAAUGUUGGUUUUCAGGGCACCGUGACACCGUUCCCUGCAUUUAACCCAGCCGGAGAUGCGGCCGUUCUGGACCAAGCCAUCAAGACCAAGGGCGUCGACGAGAACACCAUCAUCGAAGUUCUAGUGAAGCGGACCAACGAACAGAGGCAGCAGAUCAAAGCUGCGUACCAAAAGACAGCUGGCAAACCCCUCGAUGUAGCUCUGAAGGCAGCUCUGAAAGGUGAGCUGGAAGAUGUGGUUCUGGCUUUGCUUUGUACUCCGGCUCAGUAUGAUGCCCAUGAACUCAAACUGGCCAUGAAGGGCUUGGGCACAGAUGAGGACACCUUGGUUGAGAUUUUGGCCUCCAGAACCAACAAGGAGAUCAGAGACCUCAAAAAUGCCUACAAGGAAGAAUUCAAGAAGGAUCUGGAGGCGGACAUCAAGUCUGACACCAGCGGACACUUCAGGGACGGCCUUCUGGCUCUCUGCAAGGCUGCCAGGAGUGAAGACCCCAGUGUGAACGCGGAGCUGGCGGACAAAGAUGCCAGGGACCUUUACGAAGCCGGAGAGAAAAAGAAAGGCACCGACUGCGCCGUGUUCAUCAACAUCCUGACCAGCAGAAGCGCUCCUCAACUCAGAAAAGUUUUCGAUUGCUACUCAAAGUACAGCAAAGUAGAUGUGGCCAAAGCAAUUGACCUGGAGCUGAAGGGAGACAUCGAGAACCUUUUGAUUUCUGUCGUGAAAUGUGCCGGGAGCAAGCCUGCUUACUUUGCUGAAAGACUCAACCUGGCAAUGAAGGGCUCCGGCUACAGAGGGAAGAUCCUGACCAGGAUCAUGGUGAGCCGCUCGGAGAUCGACAUGGUGCAGAUCAAGAAGGAAUACAAGACUAAAUAUGGCAAGACCCUCUACAAGGACAUUCUGGACGACACCAAGGGUGACUAUGAGAAGAUCCUUUUGGCGCUGUGUGGAAGUGAUCAGUAAACAGCAACUUUUUUUCCCCCCCAUACUGCCAGUUGUUUGUCAUCAAAAUAAUUUUUGAUUAAAAAGCAACAUUUCUUAAAGUGCCA